AUGGAAACCUCUUAUUUUGCGACUCCAAAAUUUUUAUCAAUUUCUCUUCAUGUUAUUUCGAUUCUAGCACUUCCUCUUCAAAUGUUCGGUGCCUACUGUAUCAUUUGGAGAAGUCCACAUUCCAUGAGAUCCGUAAAAUGGGCAAUGCUAAAUUUACAUAUUUGGAGUGUUUUAUUAGAUUGGGCAAUUACUAUCCUCAUCAUUCCAUUUGUUUUAUUCCCAGCAGUUGCCGGAUUUGCUUUAGGAUUCUUGAAUUUGCUAGGUGUUCCUUUAAAAUUUCAGUGUUAUAUUACUGCCGUGCUACUUUGUACUGUGAAUGUCGCCGUUUUUACCUUGUUCGAAAAUCGGUAUCAACUGAUGUUUGGAAGAGAAACUUUUUGGGAAGAAAUAAGAAAACAGCUACUUGCUGUGAACUAUGUCUUAGCGUUUUUGUAUCCUCUGCCUUCAUUUUUUCGCUACCCAGAGCAGACAUCCGCGUUGGCAAUGGUUCUAGAGAGUCUUCCUCCUCUUCCUAAUACCCUUUUAUACCAUCAAAUCACUGUGUACGCCAUUGAACUUCGCUUCUUUGUAAUCUCCAUUAUAUUCAUUAUUGGAAUGCUGGGUAUGGAAAUUUUGACACUGGCUACUGUAACUUGUAUAAAAAUGAGGUCUGAUGUUCAUAAAACUCGAGUUUCUCAUAGAACUUUAAACAUGCAACACGCGAUUUUGAAAGCAUUCGCAAUUCGGGUAACGAAUCCGUAG
Messenger RNA from Caenorhabditis briggsae, 741 nucleotides. The record is from RefSeq and is a predicted model, not a curated record. Lineage: Eukaryota; Metazoa; Nematoda; Chromadorea; Rhabditida; Rhabditidae. Bases 1 to 741 code for a protein of 246 amino acids. The transcript is spliced from 3 exons.